ACACACAUAGUAAGGAGACCGGUUGAAUUAUGAAAUAUUCAGUUGGAGUGUUGUAUUUUUGACUAGUUUUAGUGAUUUAAUGAAAUAUGAGCAGUUUAUAUAAUUUUUUUUAUAAUAAUUCUACUUACACACACACACACACACAUACUACUACAUACACCGUAGAUACACAUAGAAACUGACCUAUUGAUCUAGAAGACAGGAAUCGCACACUAGUGAAUUAAUUGACUUAGUUUAUUGUUAAGUUAGUCAACCUUCACGUUUAUUUGUUCUGUUUUUAUGAUUGUGUGUCAUUUGUUUGCAUAAUCACCUGUUUGAAUAUAUCCAUUUAUAUAUAUGUAUGACCUUCGCAGUUUUUCUCUAUGUCAGUUUCAUACCAAAAAAGAGAUUACAUUGCUUUGCCUUAUGAUUGACUGUCUGUUGUUGGUUAAGUAAGCGUGAGCUUGUGUUUUAGUGUUUGUGUGCAUAUUUGUGUUGACAUUAAUGUAGUCUAGGGUGUUAGAUGUAUCAGGUUUCAUUAAAACAGCGGUUGGUAUCUAAUCGUCAUAUACCGAAUCCACAUUUAAUCAGAGUGUUUACGAAUAAAUGAAGCAAAUUAAAUUGUAUUGAAGUGUUUAUCAAAUUUCCAAAGUGCCAAAUGUUCAUUAAUUCAUUAUGUUUAUUAUAUAAAAUAAUAAUAAUUUCAAUAACAGUAAUAAUUCCUAAAUGUUUUUGUCUUAUGGGAAGUCCUCCAACAAAUUUACCGGAAUGUUUGAAUUCUGGAACAAGAACCACUAUUAAUGAACGUUACAGUUGUUCAUGUAUAGAUUCUUAUAUGAAUCGACAAUGUAAACUAUUGUCGAUUAAUGUUGCCAAUACUCCAAUAGAAAUGCCUUUUACUAGUUUUUAUAUUAAUACAACAAUUCAACAAACUGUACAUAUUGGUUUUCAAUUUAUCACUUCAGACAACAGUGGAAAUGGUACAUUGUUUACACUUAGAAAUAUGAAUUCUACAUUUUUUCUAAAUGAACAAUUAAUUCAAAUCAAAUUUACCCUUGAAUUUGGACGAAUUAGUGUAAAUUUCAUUUAUCUAUCAAAUUCAAAAACUCUUCGUUUACCUUCAGGUGCUGUUGCACUAAAUGACAAUGCUUGGCAUUAUGUAGAUUUUUUUCUGAAUACACAGGUUAAUGGCGAAUGGAAUCUAGUCUUAUUGAUAGAUCGUUGUAAAUAUUCUGAGUUAGGACCGUGUAUGGUGAACGAUACAAUCAUUUUAUCAGUGAAUACAAUACAAAUAGGAGGUUAUAUUCUAAUAGGUGAUGAAUCUGGUCCAUCUACAGAGAGAUUUAGAGGAUGUUUUGAUAAUGUUAUGGUGAAUAGAGAGUUGAUCGAUUUCUACCCGGUACUUUUAUCGCAAGGUUCUCGGCGUGGUUGUCCAGACUCUCAGAAAGGUUGUGUAAGAGGUAAUGUAAAACUAUGUGGAAAGUAUGGGAAAUGUCGAAAUGCAAUAAGUUCCACCGAUAUAUUGACUUGUCAAUGUGAAUUAGGUUAUCGACCUAAUAUAACAGGUGCACCGAAACCACAUAGAUGGCCAUGUGAAACUGUUUCUGAUGGCUGGUCUACAACCAAUGUAGUUUACAAUGCAUUAUUCACUGAUAAAGUUCCGAAUCGUUUACGAUUGAGCAUAAGAACAAGAACUCAAACGUUUAUGGUUUUUGCAGUUGGUGCGUGGAAACUUUCUAUAAGUGUUUCAAAUGGAAUACCUGAACUACGUUUUGAUAAUAUUGUAAUUACGUUAAGUUCACUAAACAUUUCGGAUGGAAAUUGGCAUGUCUUUGAAGUUACAUUUACAUCAAGAUUUUUAGAUUUUCAGGUCGAUGAACUAGAUAAAAUAUAUUAUGAUUCAAGAUAUUUUCCAGAGAAAUCAAUUUCAAGAGGUUCAGUUGAUAUAAUUAUUGCAAACGGAGCUAAAGACACAUGUCUGGAUGAUGCUUGGAUCGAUUUCCGUAAUAUAUGGCCCGAUUUUGAACAAGAUUAUCCAUUGGAAAUCAUUAGUAAUCCAUCAUUUCAACGGUAUACAGACUGGGGUACAGCUGGUAGACAGUCAGGUUGUUCAAGUGGUCCUGGGUUUUGUAAUAGUUCAAAAAGUCUUUGUGAUAUUACCGCUUCUUGUAUAGAGGAAUGGAGAAGUUAUCGAUGCGAAUGCUUGAAUAACACAGUUAAAGAUGACAAGGGUAAAUGUGUUCCAUCACAAUGUUAUCCAAACCCAUGUGUUAAUGGUGAAUGUCGUGUACUUAAUGGUGCUAGUAAUUUUACAUGUAUGUGUUAUGGAAUCUGGACUGGACCAUUAUGUAACGAAGUUUCAAGCGUAAAUAUAGCUGGUCUAAGUUGGUGGUGGAUUCUACUUGUUGUUCUACUACUGCUAGCUAUAUUGUUGGCAACAAUUUUUUUAAUUAUCUGUUGUCGCAAACGUCGUGAGAAGAAGAAAUCUAAUUUAAUUGAUUUUAACAAUGAAUUAAGUGAUCAAAAGUUGGGUAUAGAUACUCAGAUGAAUGAUCCAUGGAGUACAGGUGAGAAAGAUUUCCGUGGACCGAUUGAUUAUUCAGUGUUAAAAGGAAAUAUUAAUUCUAACCCGUAUCAACUUACAACUAAUGGGUCCUAUCAGAGUAAUGGUUACUUACCAACAAGUAGAAAAUCAGAUACAAAUGGAAGUAUAGAUAUACAAACAUUUCCUAGUGUUACAGCUCGAGCCUAUGGACAAAAAACUACAGAUAUACCACCAUGGGAGUCGUUUGAUCGUCAACCAAAUCCUGCAAUAAGAUUAGAUCAAGUACUAGAAUAUGGAUAUGAAGGAUAUGAUGGUAGACCUCCACCAGAAUUCUGUCCAACUGAACCUGUUUUAUCAACAUCUUAUGAUGAUUAUGUUGGUGAUGAUGGAGAUCUUAAUAUAGAAAAUGUUCAACAAUCAAUAAAACAACCGAUAGCCAAUGGAAAACUGAAUACUUUAAACAAAUAAAACAGUUUAACAUGUACAUUAUACUUUUAUACUCGAACAAUAACUAAUAAUCCAUUAAUUUCACUUCAUAUAUUCGAAUGAUAAAUUAUAACUAACUAACUAACUAACCAACAAACCAACAAAGAUUGUUUAAAAGAAUCCUCAAACUUAUUGAAUCAUAACAAUAACUCUAAUGAUAAUUCAUUAAUAAAAUUAUUGAUACUUGUAUAAUGUGUUACAUCGUUAUGAUUGAAAUGGAACUUCUUUGUUUUUGUACAAUUUAAUUUGAAUGUAAAAAAAUUCCCGCCUAAAAUUUUCAUUUGUGAAUAAUUCUUUUCUAUGUAUUUGUUUUUAUUCAUUUUUGUAUUGUCUUCAUUUGCAAUUCAUAAUUUUUUAAUGUUUUUUGAAAUUGUUUUAAUGAAGUAUAGAAAGAUUCAUUAGGAUGAAUUUAUUUAAAUCUUUUAUAGUGUAAUGUUUUUUAACGAUAUUUCAAUCUAUUGUAUACAUUACAGCUAUUCGUUCAUUAUUAGGAAUAAAGUAAACUAUUUAUACAG
Messenger RNA from Schistosoma margrebowiei, 3525 nucleotides. The record is from the annotation of a GenBank genome assembly. Lineage: Eukaryota; Metazoa; Platyhelminthes; Trematoda; Strigeidida; Schistosomatidae.